This is a messenger RNA of Diatraea saccharalis (sugarcane borer), 3003 nucleotides long. NCBI's taxonomy places the organism in Eukaryota, Metazoa, Arthropoda, Insecta, Lepidoptera, Crambidae. The record is from the annotation of a GenBank genome assembly.
AUGACGUUAUUAUUAAUAACAAUUUUGGCUACGGCUUGUCUCUCAGUAAAUGGAUUUCCACAAGAUCCUAUCCCAUACAGAAAUACAAUUUUUAUGGACUAGCGACUAGAGAAUGGACCAUUCGAAUUUCUCAACUCAUACAAUGACGUAUCACUCGCCAAAGUUAAUAACCCUUAUCGGCUUCCAACAACAACAAAGCCUCAACAUUAUAGGGUGCAUUGGACAGUUGAUAUAACCAAUCUUGCCUUCAACGGUGAAGUAGAAAUUGAUUUAUAUGCAACACAGCCGAACGUUAAUGAAAUUGUGAUCCAUGCUCAUGACUUAGAAAUCAAAUCUGUAAAACUAUUUCUGGGUAACAAUACUAUAUAUCAGACAUACAGCUUAGAACCUCAGUACCAUUUCCUGAGAGUCGGUUUAAUAAGUGAAUCUUUGAUUUAUAAUUCGGAACAGCCAGUUAUUUAUACGCUUGUUAUUGAAUUUGAAGCACUGUUGAGACACGAUAUGACGGGUCUUUAUAGAAACUGGUACAGAAAUAAUGCUACCGAUGAACCAAGUUGGAUGGCAUCGACUCAUUUUCAGGCGACUGCUGCUCGCUUUGCUUUCCCAUGCUAUGAUGAACCAAGCUUUAAGGCUACAUUCGAUGUGAUCAUCACUAGACCUGAAGGUUUUGGAAGUUGGUUUUGCACUAGACGUGUUGAUACCGAAGAUAGUGCUAUUGAAAAUUAUAAGGAUGAUAUAUAUUCGAGAACGCCGGUAAUGUCGACAUACCUGUUGGCUUUAAUAGUUGCCGAUUAUAAAAGUAGGGAAAAAAAUGAAAACGGAAAGCUGAUGUAUGAAGUGAUAGCAAGACCAGCUGCCAUGGAAGAUAAUCAAGGAGAUUACGCAUUUUAUUUUGGACAAGAACUUUUAGAAAAAAUGAACAAUCACACGGAUAUGGACUUUUAUUCUGUAAAUGAAAAUAUUAAAAUGACUCAAGCCGCUAUACCAGAUUUUUCUGCGGGCGCUAUGGAGAACUGGGGUUUACUAGUUUACAGGGAAGCUUACAUAAUGUACAGCGAUAAACACUCUGAUGGAUUUUUCAAACAGAGAAUUGCUUAUAUUUUGUCUCACGAAAUUGCGCACAUGUGGUUUGGGAAUCUCGUCACGUGCGACUGGUGGGAUAAUCUGUGGCUUAAUGAAGGAUUUGCCAGAUACUACCAAUACUACCUUACUGAUUGGGUUGAUCCAGAAUUAGGCUUAGGUAUACGUUUUAUCCCUGAACAAGUUCAUACUUCGUUGCUCACUGACUCCGCUAAUAAUCCACACCCUCUCAACAAUCCUGGUCUCGGUAGUCCUGUGGAAGUCAGAACUAUGUUCACCCAGAUCAGCUAUAACAAAGGUGCUGCCGUUAUCAGAAUGACUGAACAUUUAAUGGGCUCCAAUAAUCAUAGGGAAGGCUUGAGGAAAUAUUUAAAACAAAGAUCAUUUAAAACUGCUCUCCCUAUUCAUUUAUUUCAAGCCCUGCAAGAGGCGGCUGAGGAAACAGGUGCUAUUGAACAAUACGGACCCGAUUUUAAUAUCAUAGAUUACUAUAAGACUUGGAGUGAACAAAGUGGACAUCCUGUACUCAAUGUAGAAGUUAAUCAUCAGACAGGUCAAAUGACUAUUCAUCAGCGCCGAUUCAAUAUUAAUAGUGGAUAUUCUGUAUCUACUACUAAUUGGAUUGUACCAAUCACCUUCGCGACCGCCAGUGAUCCAUACUUUGAAGAUACUAAACCUAGUCAUAUAAUAACAGAAUCUGUUACUGUUAUCGACCGCAAGAGCAUCGGUGAUGAGUGGGUUAUUUUCAAUAAACAACAAACAGGAUUUUAUAGAGUAAAUUAUGAUGAUUAUACUUGGGAUCUUAUAACAACACUUUUAAGAGGACCGAAUCGAACGUUAGUACAUGAAUUCAACAGAGCUCAGAUUGUCAACGAUGUAUUCCAAUUUGCGCGUUCCGGUCUUAUGAGCUACACUAGGGCUUUCAAUAUUCUCUCGUUCAUGAGAUUUGAAACAGAAUAUGCACCUUGGGCAGCUGCCAUCUCAGGUUUCAAUUGGGUUAGAAACAGAUUUGUUCGUACCACUCUGGAAAAACAAAUAAACGAUUUAUUUAUCGGUUGGGCGACUCCAUUGAUGGAUACUUUGACGUACUAUCCUAGCGAAAAUGAGUCUUUUAUGCGAUCUUAUUUGCGUUAUGAAUUGGCGCCCAUAAUGUGUCAACUGGAAGAUCAAGAGUGCCGAGAAGCUGCAGUGCAUCAAUUCCAAGAACUUGUAAAUAAUGAUAUCGAAGUUCCAGUAGACAGUCGCAGCUGGGUAUAUUGUAAUGCUCUCCGGGAGGAAAUCAACGGGAGCUUCGAUUACCUUUGGGAAAGAUUCCAGACUCAUCCUGUGUACGCUGAAAAAAUACAAAUUCUUAUGAUCCUAGGUUGUUCUCCUAAUUCAACGGCACUAGAAACGUUCCUUGAUGGCAUCGUGCAGGAUAACUUUAUCAUCAGGCGUCAAGAUUACACGACAGCUUUCAAUUCAGCUGUCACUGGAAAUGAGGGUAAUACGAAAAUCGUAUUCGAAUACAUAAAGAAUAACAUCCAGGAAGUGUCAGAAGCACUGGGGACGGCAACUGCGCUUUCAUAUAUUUCUUCAAGGCUGAGAACACGAGACGAAAUAACAGAGUUUCAACAAUGGGUUACAAGCAAUCAAGAGUUAUUAGGCACGAGUUUCCAGGCCGUAUAUAAUGGUGCUACUACGUCAUCUACUGCCUUAGAUUGGGUUGCUGUAGUAGAAAGUGACGUCAGCAACUAUCUCACCACAGGAGAUAGCCCGGUACAAACUAGUACAGCCGCUGAUGUAACUACAACCACACAAUCAUCUGUUACUGUUGCACCUAUACAGUCUCCCACAACUGUUUCUCUUCCAGAUUCAGCAAAUGCAUCUUUCUUAUCAGCUUUCAUAAUUAUGAUUGCUAUUUUGGUAAACUUUGUGUUUUAG